CACAAGUAACCUUAUUUCUGAAGCUCACCAACUCGAUCGAUCUAGCCAUGUGCUCAUCUUCGAUAACCUCGGCAGAUUCUGGGGUUCAGUAGCGAGGGCUAUGGCGUUUACAAUCAGUUCGUGGAAUUGAUGAUGAACUGACGGUGUUGCGUUUGUAAUUAGUGUGCUGACUGCUUUUUCAGAGGCUGAUUCUUCAGGUCAAUCUCUGUAGUUCGGUAGUUUUUCUUCUUCCUCCUGUUAUGUUCUGAUUCAUCUUUGCAAGCUGCACUUUAGUAGGUUUGUCUGGCUUUCAGAUUCUUCGAUUCGUACCUCUCGUUCUUGCGAGAAUUUGGAGUAAGCAGAGUAUUGCAUGGUGUCGAAGUUUCCCAAGGAUGAUUGGAGGGGUGGGAGGUAUUCUGCGAUCUCCGUUUGGGAGCGGGUGAUUGGAUUGAGUUAGGGUUGAUUGAAAUGUGGGGAAAUCAACUUGAACUUUGAAAUUUUUCUUUUAGGAUCAAAUCCGGCUUGUCCACUGAGCCAUGGUCUUUUUAUUGUGGCCGUUCUCUGUUCUGAUUGAGAAUCGUGCUCAUAUUCUCUUUCACGCAAUGUGAUGUUUUUUCUUUCUCUCUGCAUAUUCUCGGGGAUUGAAAUACUGUGCGCUUGAGAUGAUGUUUGAUCGCACAUCUUUUGUAUUGUGUUGGAAGCCGUAAUUACAAAUUGGAAUUAAUUGCACGUCGUGUAAGGGUGCAUUAUUGUUUGAUUUAUGUUUGAUACAUUCCAUAGGAACUGGCCUUUCCAAUGGUUGAACAGCAGAGAUUUGCUGGCAUCGCUCUUUAUCUCGGCCUAGACAAAUGUGAACCUUGUUUUCGAGAGGUGUGGGCUGAGCUUUGCCGACCUCUUCCACUGAGUUCUCUAAAUGUUGGGGUCUCAAAUGUCCGGUAGCGACUCUUCGUGUCUUUUGUUGGUUGUGAAGUGUUUUUUCGAGGUUUUGUUUGUGCUGCUGUAAUCAAGUACAAUGAGGCGGGGGAUUUGUGUUCCACCUGAUGCAGACAGAAGACAGUCCACGUCACAAAGGCGGUGAAAGAAAUUCUAGGGGAGAGAAGAGGAGGGAGACGAUGGUGGAGAGAAGAGAAGCGAGCAACGCCUUUCUUCGCACCCCAUUUCUGGAGAAUUACGUAGAGAGGACUCUAAGCUCGGGUUCAAACGAUUCACAAUAUGACGAUGUGGUUGUGGCAGUUCCGGAUGAAUUCCAGCAUGUUUAUGAGAGAUCAGCAUCUGGACAGAGCGCCACAGGAAGCUUGUCUCAGUGGAGAGCUCAAGACGAGCAAUUGGAAUCGAAAUUGGACACUCCAGAUCUUGCAACCCAGAGCAGGAACACGUUUCAGCAAAUUCAUGAAUUAAGUAGGUCCCGCUCCAGCGACAGAUCAAGAGGACGACCUUAUCACUCAGGACACUCUAUCCGGAAUCCCAUAGAAAAGAAGUCGCUUGUGAGAAGAGCGGCUUACAGUGCCAAGACCGACACAUGGAAUUUCUUGUAUAAUGCGAUGAUUGGGCUGUACAUGUGGCCGAAAUGGAGCUGGGACGCCAUGAAAGACAAUUCCAAACUUACGAUUCUAUCCGUCAAACAAGGAGUCUGUUCCGGUUUGGCUUCAAUACUUUGUGUUGUCCAUUUUCCGCAGCCCUUCACACAGAUUUCGGCAAUCGCGUUGUGGGCCGUUGUCACUACUGACCUUCUGUAUGAGGGAAACAUUGGGCUCUCUAUUAGCAAAGGCUUCAAUCGUGUUCUUGGAACUUUAGCUGCUGGUUUCCUAGGGUUCGGCCUCAUUCAAAUCGGGCCAGAGCUUGGAUCAUUAUAUCCUUAUUUUGUGGUCUUCUGUGUAAUGGCUGGAAGUGCAAUCUGUAGAUUUCUGAAAGGAAUACCCCCGUUGAAAGACCAAUGGGGUUAUGCUUUCACUGUAGCAACUAUUGCAUUUCAUAUCUUUAUAAUUACGGCGUACUUGGAUCCUGAAAGGUGGACAUUGCCGAUGCUUCGAUUCUCCAUGAUCUUGUUGGGGUUUGCUAUGUCAUCGAUUGUCAAUAUAGCUAUUCAGCCUAUCUAUGCUGGAGAUGCGCUGCACAGGCUUGUGGCGAAAAACUUCGAUACAGCUGCCAUUGUCUUUGAGAGAUGUGUUGAGGAGUAUAACAAAGACACGAAGUUGGAUCAUGUUCCGGACAUCCUGAGUGGGCGCUCCGUAGAUGACAAAAUUCACCAAAGUUAUCAUGAAAUAGUCAUGUCAGAUUCAGACAUUGACAAAUUGUUGAGUGCAGUGCAUUGGGAGCCAUCGCACGGGAAAUUUUUCAUGGGUUAUCCUUGGCACAUGUACGACGACAUUACAGACUACCUCCGUUACACUUUGUAUGAUGUCAUAGCUCUUGAUUUGUGUCUUCGGGCAAAUAUUCAAGCACCCAAGGAACUCAGAGAACUCUUUGCUGAGGAGAUGGCGACAAUUGCGACAGAGUGUGCAACCGUACUUCGCAUGUUAGGGGACAGUAUCAAAAAUAUGAAAAAGUUUUCAUCAGAAGACAUUAUGAAACGAGCCGAGGAAGCAGCUGUUGCACUCCAGUUCAAAAUAUAUAAAAACACACAUAAACUUCUGGGCAGUAUAGAAUCUGAUUCACACGUCUGUCCUGUCCAGUGGUCAGCGUCGAAUCCUUCAGCAAGCAAAGACAUCGGAUCUGGAAACAGCUCAGAGACAAAUUGCAACCCUAACUAUAGUCGCAACCAAAACACAGAAGAAAACAUUUUCACAACUGAUUCGUCAAAAGGUACCAGCCCGGCAAUCAAUAUACCAGCCCCUGAAGGUAAUCGAUAUACUCAUGUGGGUUUUGAACAUAAGGAAAAUAUGUCGAAGGUUGGCUCACCAGGAAGGUUGCCUGCUCUUGGCUCACCACAAAAGAGUAGCAUGCGGACAAGAUCUGGAACAUUGAAGAAAACCACAUUAGAGACUCUGUCUGAGGGCGUCCCUGCUAUCAAUGUCUCGAUUCCUAAUAGCGGGUCACCUGGAAUUGCAACAAGCCCUGACCAACCAUUUCAAGAACAAGACGAAGUAACCACUCCCGGUAGAGGUGGCACCAAGCGUUCAACCGUUGCAUGGCAACAGACAUUUUCACAUAGGAAGUCCAGCUUAGGACCAUACCUUGAUGGCACACUGGAGAGAAUAUCGGCUCUGUCCUUGGUCAAGUUUGCCUCUCUGCUGAUUGAGGUUGUUUCUAAGAUGAGGUACGUUGUUGAUUGUGUUGAAGACCUGGGCGAACAGGCUAGAUUUGAAAACUGUGGUCAAGCUGAGAACAAAAGUUCGGCCCAGCACAUGGGAUAAACCCAUUAUGUUUAUUCAAAUGCCACAAUAUAUGUACACGCAUACACGGUAGGUAGGUUGUUUAUUUGUAAGCGAACAUUCACAGUUCCCACAAGAUCGCGAUUAGUGUUGUGGGACUUCUUGGUGACGAUCUGAACAUGCGAUAUACAACUUUUGGCAAUACUGUUGGGCACACCUUGCUGCUAAGUAUUGCUUUGUGUUGAUCUGUUAAACUUGUAAUACGUAUGUAGUGUUGAAAACUUUUUGACAACAACCCAGUAGGUCUUCAUUUCAUUCUUAAUGCAAAGGGUGUACAUUUACAAUUUCAC
Messenger RNA from Physcomitrium patens, 3640 nucleotides. Its product is annotated as aluminum-activated malate transporter 9. Lineage: Eukaryota; Viridiplantae; Streptophyta; Bryopsida; Funariales; Funariaceae. The record is from RefSeq and is a predicted model, not a curated record. Gene Ontology annotation, biological process: malate transport.